Molecule: messenger RNA, 1485 nt
Organism: Zootermopsis nevadensis
Lineage: Eukaryota; Metazoa; Arthropoda; Insecta; Blattodea; Termopsidae
Gene: Ing3
Product: Inhibitor of growth family, member 3
Cellular component (GO): NuA4 histone acetyltransferase complex
Source: RefSeq, a predicted model, not a curated record
UCUAUCCUUUAUACAUAACCUAAAAGAAGUGUAAUCUUGUCUGGAAGAAAGCUGAUGUUGGUUAUGUGAUGUACUAGAACAUAAAGAGUUUACAGUUUAAAAACCGUGUAAUACUUUCAAAGUGCUGAAAGUUGGAUCGUUACUUAAAUAUUUUACACUUACUGAAAAUGUUAUAUUUGGAAGAUUAUCUGGAAAUGAUUGAACAUCUUCCUCAGGAAUUAAGGGACAGAUUUACAGAAAUGCGAGAAAUGGAUUUAUCGGUGCAAAAUAAUAUGGACAGUUUGGAGAAACGAGUCAAAACCUUUUUCUCAAAUGCAAAGAAAAUGAAGCCACAAGACAAAGAAAAUGAGUAUGAACUCAUAAGGAAAGACUAUUAUAAAACUUUAGAAGAUGCAGAUGAGAAAGUUCAUUUAGCAAAUCAAAUGCAUGAUCUUGUAGAACGCUAUCUACGACGCCUAGAUCAAGAACUUCAUAAAUUCAAAAUGGAAUUGGAAGCAGACAAUAAAGGAAUAACUGAAGUCUUGGAGAAACGUUCUCUGGAAUUGGAUCAGCCACAGCAGAAUAGCAGCCAAAAGGAGAAUCGUUAUAAUUUUAGCUCAACAAGAAGUUCUCACCAUGAGAAGCGACGUGAUUCAAAUGCCUCAGCUGUUGGUACUGAGAAACGUCUCGCAAUAGAGAAACCUACAGUGACGGUACCUGAGCCGAGACCACUGCCGGCUAGUUCAGGAUCGGUGCCAGCUGCACCUUUACCCGCCGCACCAACGAAUGUUAGUUACAGUCUUGGCCAUAUUGGGGCUGGAGGCAAUGCUAUUGCUGCUGCAGCUUCUCAAGCCAUUGCAGCAACACAACAGAUGCAGCAAGGGCGUCGUACAGCAAGCCUGAAGGCUUCGUAUGAAGCUAUUAACACCGGGGUCCAUGCUCAUGAAUUCAGUAUUGGGAAAGAGCUGGCAGGUGCUGCUCAGACAGCCAUUGCAGCCAUUCAGGAAACUACCAAGAAACAGAAAAAGAAGUCUAGCUCGUCAUCAUCAUUAUCAACAACUUCUGUCAGCGUGUCUGCUGCUGCCACGUCGGUAGCUGCUUUACCACCUCCAAUUGCACCUUCUCCGCCUCCACAGCAAGAGCCCUCUGAUCCAGGAGCGGGCUCGGACGUUAACGUUGAUCCAAAUGCAGAGAAUCCUGACUGGACUUAUGAUCCCAAUGAACCUCGAUAUUGUAUCUGCAAUCAGGUGUCGUACGGUGAUAUGGUGGCAUGCGACAAUGAGGAUUGUCCAUUCGAGUGGUUUCAUUACAAUUGUGUGGAUAUCACAGCACCACCCAAGGGCAGGUGGUACUGUCCGCAGUGUACGGCUAACAUGAAACGAAGAGGUUCCAGAAAGAAUUAACGCAAAGUUUUAUGUUGGUCUCCCUUCAACAUGUUGAUGGCAAUUAUUCGUUAGACGGACAUUUUAGUUAUAAAAUAGAGAAUCAAUUACGAAGCGCUACUUU